AUAGUAAGUCGUAGUUCGUAGCUCAAGCUUGGUGAAUACCGGUGCACCUUCCUACUUGGGAAAUGGUAGAAAUUGACAUGGGCUUCCAGGGAUUUUGAGACAGAUUUGGGGUAAUACAUCUAUAGCGUGAUCCCAGGAGCAACAUGGGGUUCAGUAUUCAGUGGCACAAGUUCAAGUUUAAUCACGACCAACCUGAAUUGUUUCUUACGUCUCAAUGGACAUUUGAUCAUGGACGAAAUGUGGGCACCCUGUUUGUCAUCUACAAGUUACUCGUGUUUCUCUUUGCUCUCGUUAAUUAUGCUUUGAAUUUGGCUCACCAUGAAGAUCCAGGCUAUUUCCUGAUCUAUAUGACGAAUCAAGGAAUCACGAUACUUCUGAUGGACCAGGUUAUCGCUACUGGCUUGGUUUUGCACGCCAAGAUAUGUGGCUUGUCUCCCAGCACCUCUGAUUCGUCUUCGACGACAUGUCUAGUCCAAGCCCUUGAAAACAAGAAACCAAACCAGCCAGCAAGACCUCUGCCGUUUUUGCAUAAGCUAAGCUGGGUCUUUACAUCUCUGACUUGGACCACGGCCGUGUUCAUCACGAUCUUCUACUGGAGCAUCCUUUUCGACAAAUCCGAGCAAUCAUAUUUCAACGUCUUCGUUCAUGGUUUGAAUAGCGUGAUUUGCUUUUUGGACCUUCUCAUCACAGCAAGGCCAUUCCGCUUCCAUCACGUCUAUGUCCCGUUAAUAUUUGGAGUGUAUUACGUAAUAUUUAGUCUGAUCUAUUAUUUCGCGGGUGGAACCAACGCGAAUGGUGAUCCCUGGAUUUACGUGGUAUUGGAUUGGUCCAAGCCGGGUCCGUCCAUUGGCGUAGUGGCUUUAGCGGCCGUAGGCCUCAUUGUGAUUCACGCUCUAGUUUUUGGGGCCUACAAACUGAGAGUUUGGAUUUGGAAUCGAUGCUUCAACGUGGAUGAUCAGAACAGCGAACGACAAGGCUUCUCCAUUUCGGACAUAGAGAGCGAAACCGGAAAACGCGUGUAUGGAGGCACUGACAAUCCAGUUUUUACCAUUUCCCAAAACGAAUAACUUCGCACCCAGUAAUAAGUGUCACUCACCAUGUAUCACCAUGUUUGCGCGGAAUAAAAUGCCCCAUAUAUAUUUGCGAA
Messenger RNA from Tigriopus californicus, 1147 nucleotides. RefSeq names its product protein rolling stone-like. The transcript is spliced from 3 exons. Bases 144 to 1067 code for a protein of 307 amino acids. The record is from RefSeq and is a predicted model, not a curated record. Gene Ontology annotation, cellular component: membrane. Lineage: Eukaryota; Metazoa; Arthropoda; Copepoda; Harpacticoida; Harpacticidae.